Rhizoctonia solani is the source of this 549-nucleotide messenger RNA. Its product is annotated as carbohydrate esterase family 10 protein. The coding region runs from base 1 to 549 and encodes 182 amino acids. Gene Ontology annotation, molecular function: hydrolase activity. The transcript has 4 exons. The record is from RefSeq and is a predicted model, not a curated record. Lineage: Eukaryota; Fungi; Basidiomycota; Agaricomycetes; Cantharellales; Ceratobasidiaceae.
AUGGUCGAAGUGAUCAAUCAACCCGCGAUUCAUAAACUUCCCUGGGACCCCGUAUGCAGGUUUAGGCCAGCUGGUCCUGGUGAACUAGAACCAUGCAAGGUCAGGUCGGUGCAGGAUCUAGUUAUCCCUGGUAUUCCUCCUGUCAAAGUGCGUGUCUUCAAUCCACCUGGGGAACAGCCCGAAGGCGGAUGGCCGGUACUGGUGUAUUGUCACGGAGGGGUUGGGGCGUGCCUUACGGCAGAAUGUCUUGUAGUUUCGGUUGACUAUCGACUUGCACCGGAGCAUAUAUUUCCUGCGGCAGUUGACGACUCUUGGGCUGCGAUGGAAUGGGUUUACGAACGUGGACCACCUGAAUCAGGUAUCAACCGCUCGAAAAUUGCCGUUGGAGGGUCAUCUGCCGGCAGUAAUCUUAGUGCUGUAAUGGCCCAGCGAGCGGCCCGGCGCUCUCCUCCUAUCCCGAUCAUAUACCAGGUGCUAAUUGUACCGGCAACCAACAAUACCGUGCAACAGGACGGCUCGUCUCAGCUCCCAGCUUACCAUGAAUCAUGA